AUGGAGCGUGGUCCGUCACAAACUGGCGAGACAGACCGACGUCGACGCGCCAGUUCGAAUUACUUUGAACUGGAUGCCGAUCGGCGUCGUAACAAGUCAGAGCGCUCGGAACGUUUCAGUAAGCGUCUUAACUCGAUGGAUAUGACGGCUACAAGUAUCAAGGGUAUACCUCAAGAUGAUGAGGCAGCCAUUGAUUAUUGUUGUGAAUUUCUCAAGGCAAAAUUUGGAUUUCAGGAAGGGUCGGUCAGUAAUCAACGUGAACACGUUCUUCUUCUAUUGGCAAAUGUCAAAGCACGCUGUCUCUCUACUGACACGAACGAACAACAUCUGGUUCAAUUGGCUGACAAACUUUUGACCAAUUAUCGUUCAUGGUGCAAAUUUAUCCAUACGAAUCCUGUCACGUAUACUGGCACUGGUAUUCCAAAUGCAACGCCUUUUGGCAAUUUGUACAUGGAUAUCAUGUUGUACUUUCUGAUCUGGGGUGAAGCAGCCAACAUUCGCCAUAUGCCAGAAUGUAUCUGUUAUCUGUUUCACCAGAUGUUGCUUCUGGUGAAUGCCGACCCCCAGGGUCGUGAACUGCAACACGAGGGGUGGUACUUGGAUCAAGUGAUUCGUCCAAUCUGGCGUGAAGCCAGUAACAUGAAACGUCGAAAUGCCCUUGGGAAACCCUUGGAACAUGUGAAAAUACGGAAUUAUGACGACAUUAACGAGUACUUUUGGAAACAACAUUGUCUCAGUAUUGCCGUGACGCACGUGGGACAUGAAUUAACCCAAAACCACGGCAAGACUUUUUAUGAACAUCGCAGUGUCUUGACAUUGGUGCUCAAUUAUUACCGCAUUUUUCAAUUUAAUAUGAUGUUUCUCGUCUUAUUGACAGUAUUGGCUUUUGCCGUUACAAUUUCCCCCGAUGGUGGCAAAAGGGGAUGGGCACAAUUUGGCCGCAUUGGAGACGUGGUUGCCCCGUUUACGACCCGUGACUUGAAGUUGGCCGUGGUUGCCAUUCCAUUCAGUUUAAGUCUACUGGCUUUUCUUAAAUGUCUCUUGGAAGUCUGUCAUGGAUGGCAUUUACUUGUAUCGAAAGAACGUUCCGUGAGUAGUUCCCGAUCGUUCACGUACGGUGCUGCCCUAACCGCCCGGAUCAUAUGGAAUGGUGGAUUUGCCCUUUUAUUUGGUACAAUGAUGUACAUUCCCUUUAAUGAAGACAAGGACACAAUAUUAUUGGAUAAUUUGUACCCAUUAUGUAGUGGCUACAUUUUACCCGGUGCUAUAAUUUUAGUGCUACAAGCAUUUGCACCUCGACUUCUUAUGGGUUCAUUUGCGGCCAAAUUUGUCCGUGAAGGAGAAAGUUGUUAUGUUGGACAAGAGAUGACCCCGCCCUUGUCGUAUCAGAUCAAGUAUAUUGGAUUUUGGAUUUUUUUAUGGAUAAUUCAAGCCAUUACGUCGUAUUUUAUACUCGUGCGUCCCCUUUUGUUACCAACAUUGAGUAUCUACGCCAUGACAUUGGAGUAUCAGAAUUCACUGGUUUCGUUUCAUAAUAUCGGGAUUAUCUUUGCUCUUUGGCUGCCCGUGGUGUUUAUUUUCAAUUACUCGACUCAGAUUUUUUUCACAAUUUUUCAAGCACUUCUUGGUGGAUUUCAAGGCAUUUUAAUGAAAACGGGGGAAAUUCGUGGAGCAAAGGAAAUGACGAAAGCUUUUCGUGUUGCUCCGCAAUUAUUUGAUCAAAAAGUCGUGACUUUAUUGGCUCGUUCAAGUGAUGCACCUACAAGUGGUAAUAAUGCGGCCCGUGCAAGUACACUUGCUGCAGCUUACGAAUCCCAAAUGAUGUUGCGGUUUGUGGUGGUAUGGAAUGAAAUUGUUAAUUCGUUUCGUGAAGGGGAUUUGCUGGAUGAUAAGGAAGCUGCUAUUCUUCAAUAUGAUAUUCGCAGUACGGGUGAAGUCUUUGAGCCCGUGUUUUUAUCAGCUGGUAAACUUGUGGAGGCUAUGGGUUUGAUAAUCAAGACGGCCAAGGAUGGAAAAAGCGAGUCUCAGCUUCGCGUGACACUUGUGGAGAAUGACUGUCUUUCGGCUAUUCGUUCGUUUUUUACAGCGAGUAUGUACGUGACUAGUGCUCUUUUUGGCAACGAUGACGCUGAUGUGGUCGAUGGGUUUCGAAUCAUUGAGGACAUUGCGUCUAGCGGUGGCUUUCUCAAGUCAUUUAACAUUCUUGAACUAGCAAGUUUACGCAAUGCUGCUGUUGACCUCUUGGAAGAGAUUUUGGACUUGCCGGAUCCGGACGCGCAGUCACAGCACAUCCCGAAUGUUCGUGUGCACCCAUUAGGUGUGAUUCGCAACUUUGUUUCCAAAAUGGAGGCAUUUUUGAAUAGUGUACAGUCUUUCUGCUUGGACCCUGCCCUCCAGCGCAAGUUUGGCAACUCGAAAUUCUGUUCUAGUGCCAAUGGAUACGUGUAUGCGUCGCGCGGGCUCGUGAACAUGUUUUGCAGUGACACGGCCAUGGGCGCUGCCACGCGUGCCUGUCUGCUGCUAUCUCUAGAUCGUGCAGAGUCUAUGCCGCGUACUACGGAGGCACAGCGUCGUCUUGGGUUUUUCAUGAAGUCACUUGUUAUGGAUAUUCCCCAAUUGCGUUCCAUUAAGGAAAUGCGUAGCUUUUCUGUUGUGACUCCGUUCUACGCCGAGACAGUGUUAUUCUCACUGCAGGACUUGAAUGAUCCGCUUGUGAACCACCCGAUCUUUCAGCAGGCCGAGGAGGAUGGCAAGAAUUUGACGAUUCUGAAGUAUUUGACGAAGAUUCACCAAGAGGAAUGGGACAACUUUCUAGAGCGUGUGGAUGUGAGCUCUGCUGAGGAAGCUCAGAGGAAUCACCCCGAGGAAAUUCGUCUGUGGGCUUCAUACCGUGGUCAGACGUUGGCUCGUACGGUGCAAGGAAUGAUGAUGUACGAAGAUGCGAUCAAGAUCUUGCACUGGUUAGAAAUUGGCUCGAGCCCUGGCAAAUCGGCCGAGCAGAAGCAAAACCAGCUCCAGGAUAUGGUUCGUCUCAAAUUCUCGUACGUUUGUGCUUGUCAGGUGUACGGAAAGCACCGCGCCGAAGGUAAAGCGCAGGCUGCUGAUAUUGACUACCUUCUUCGCGAGUACCCCAACUUGCGUGUAGCGUAUGUGGACACGGUUGAACAUGAGGGCGGGGAGAAGUCUUUUGACACUGUACUGAUUAAGAGUGAAGGCAAUGAUGUGGUGGAAGUAUACCGCUAUUCGCUGCCGGGAGAUCCAAUUCUGGGUGAAGGAAAGCCUGAGAACCAGAACAAUGCUACUCCGUUUACGCGCGGAGAGUUUGUGCAGACCAUCGAUAUGAACCAGCAGCACUACUUUGAGGAGUGUUUGAAGAUGCCGCAACUUUUGUGUACUGCUGACCUGCAUCCAUCGAAGAAGCCGGUCUCGAUAAUUGGUAUGCGUGAACACAUUUUUACGGGUAACGCCAGCUCGCUUGCGAAGUUCAAGACGUGGCAGGAAUUGGUGUUCGUGACGCUGUCUCAACGGGUGCUUGCUGACCCUCUGUACGUUCGUAUGCACUACGGUCACCCGGAUGUGUUCGACAAGGUGUUGGCUAUCACGCGCGGGGGUGUAUCGAAGGCCAGUAAGGGCAUCAAUUUGUCAGAAGAUGUGUUUGCUGGUUUCAACACGACGCUGCGUGGCGGUGUCGUGACUCACGUGGAGUUCAUGCAGUGUGGUAAGGGUCGUGAUGUGGCUUUGUCUCAGAUCUCGAUGUUUGAAGGUAAGCUGGCCAAUGGUGCCGGCGAAACUUCGCUGUCUCGUGAGGCGCAUCGCAUGGGUCAGUUCAUGGAUUUCUUCCGUUUGAACUCGAUGUACUACUCACACACUGGUUUCUAUUACGCAACGUGGAUGACAAUUGCUACGACAUUCGUGUACAUGUACUGCAAGGUCUACAUUGCUCUUUCGGGUGUGCAGGCACAGAUUGUGUACAACAUGAACUCUACGGACAUCAUUAUGCAGAACUCGGGAAAUUACGGCUUUGACGAACGUGUUUUCGAUGACAUGGAUUCUGUAUACAACACGCAGUAUUACAUCCAGGCUGGUUUGUUCCUGUCACUACCGCUAAUUUGUGUGUACUUUGCUGAAAUGGGUUUGCGCCGUGGCCUUGUGCAAUUUUUAGAGAUGGUCUUCACGGCUGGUCCCAUGUUUUUCAUCUUCCAGCUCGGCACGACUAUGCACUUUUUCGAUAACAAUUUGCUCCACGGUGAAGCCCAGUACAAGGCCACGGGUCGUGGUUUCAAGAUCACACGUGAAACGUUUGUACUGUUGUACAAGGCGUACGCUCUGAGUCAUUACCGCAAGGCUAUGGAACUUAUUGGUCUAUGUAUGGUGUACUUGUCUUUUGGCACGUUUGACAUUUGCGAUACUUCAGUCGCUGGCCAAAUGAACUCAUUCGCAUUCGACUAUUGUGGCACGUCACAGAGCUUUGGCGUGCAAACGUUCGCUAUUUGGGUUAUCGCUGUGGUGUGGCUGAUAUCUCCGUACCUCUUUAACACCGAUGGUCUGGACUGGGAGAAAACGAAGGCUGAUGUGUCGGCGUGGACUAAGUGGAUGUAUGCCACUGAGGACUACCAGGAUGAAGACACGGUGAUGGUUGGUGGAUGGAUCGGCUGGUGGAAGGGUGAGUUGAAGUUGUACCACAAUACUAAGCCGGCUGCUCGUGCUACGGUUAUUUUGCGUGAAUGCCGUCACUUUGUGCUCAUGUGGUACGUGGUGGCACUCGAAUGGCAAAUUUUUACUGUGGGAUUGGUGUUUGGCACUGCGGCCAUCUCGGUUUUGGCGAUGGGCCUAUUUGGCGUCGCAGGCAGAUGCUUACGCACCGCCAAUUCGUCGCUUCGCGCAAUCGUCUAUGUGUUCGCAGUGGUAAUUGUGCUUAUCUUUUUUUUCGUCACCGCGACAGCCAUCUUCAACGUCAGCUUCACUAGAACCAUAUCUCUAUUCUUUGGCUACAUGGCGGCUCUAUAUGGCAUUAACGAAAUGGCGCGCAUGUACAGCUUUGCCAACUCGUCAAUCGCGACCAUGGGCAUGUUUCAGCAGCUUGCUUUCUUCUUCGACUUUGUCUUUGCAGUGGCUAUGAUCAUUCCGCUUUUGGUGAUGUCAGCCGUUCCGUUCCUGAACAUGGUCCAGACACGAAUGAUGUACAACAAGGGUUUUUCUGAAGUCGUUUCAGCCUCUUCCCAGUAUGCGUUUUCGCUGGCUGCUUUCAUGGGUGUGCUUGGCGGUAUAGGCUGCGGCUGGUUAUUUCACCUGUUUACAACGCUUGAGAGCACUGCCGGUUUCUUGAGCUACGUUACGACCUACGGCCUGCUUAACGGCAAAGUAGGGAACGGUUCAAUGACGUAUGCGUUCUAUAUCGCUUGCAUGGGUGGCACAUUUUUGGCGGGUUUCUCGAACUAUUUUAUCGGCCGUCGUUUAUCUAUCGUCUCUGGUGGCUUGCUGACGGUGCUAGGCAUGCUUGGUGUUAGUGCUGUGCAGUCGAGUGGUGAGGGUUUUCUGAUACCUGGCGUCUGCUCGCUUGGUGCUUCUCUUGGCAUGCUUUUGCCCACGCUUGCUGUGUAUAUCUACGAGAUAUCGACUCGUGAUAUGCGUGGCAAGGCUCUUCUUUUACUUGGAAGUGGCUUCAUUCUUGGCAUCUUGUUCGCGUCUUGGUUCUCCUCCUCGUCGAAUGAGGUUGGCUGGGUGUGGCAAGUGUUUAUUGCGACUAUAAUUCUUUCAAGUAUGACCCCGGCGGUUUACAUCUUCCCCGAGAGUCCGUACUGGGUGUACAUGCGCGAGGGGAUAGAUUCGUGUGAGCGAUGCCUUGCUGUAUUGCGUCGUAAGGAAGGUGUGUCGGAGGAGUUGCGAAUGAUCCGUGACGUCGAGUCUGGGAGUGACGACUCGAGUGCUAAUGGCUGUUCGUCGUUUCUCAAGUUUUUGAUGGGCCUGUUCCUGAUGCUGGUAUCCGGAUUGUUCCUCGGCUGUGUGAACAUGUACUUGUCUGAUACGUUCCGCGGUUUUGAUGAUGCAGCUUCCAUGUUCCUGAAUUGCACGGCGCUUCAGUUCGUUGGUGCACUUUUUUCUUUCUUUUUCAUGGACCGUAUCGACCACAAGCGUAUUCUGUUUUGCACGUUGCUACCAAUAGCAGCACUGAUCUGUGUACUGGGCGUGAACCACCAGUCGAACUUUGUGACGGGUGACAGCGAGUACCUGAUGCUUCAGAUUGUGUCUCUACUUUUGUACUUUUUCGCUGGAUUGGGAAUUACCUCGGUGCCAUGGGUGUCGUGCAUUGGUUUGUUUGCCACGAAGCAGCGUGCGGUGUACGUGACGGUCUAUUUCAUGAUAUUCUUCAUGCUGCCGCUUUGCGCCACUUUUGUCCGGUCCAACGAGUCAAUGGGAGAGCAGUUUUACCUGUUCGCAUUGACUGGCUGCUGUGUUGUGUCACUGGGGCUUUUGUUCACUAUGGGUACUCUCGAGAAUGGCAUGCUGUGCACCAAGGGCGAGAUGGAAGCAGAGCGCAGCCGUCUGCGCCGCUUCCGGGCGUCUCGCCGCAGUGCUCGCACGCCAGGAAGUGCGCGUUCAAAAAACUUUAGCCGUUCACGUGCAAAGUCGCACUCGAAUUAUCAAAUGUACGAUUCGCCUGCUGGGAGUGCACCGUAG
This is a messenger RNA of Peronospora farinosa, 6678 nucleotides long. The record is from the annotation of a GenBank genome assembly. NCBI's taxonomy places the organism in Eukaryota, Oomycota, Peronosporomycetes, Peronosporales, Peronosporaceae.